AUGCCGUCAUCAGCGACUACAAGCACCAUUUCAUCAGCUAAUAAUUCCUCCUCUAUCUCCUCCUCCGAACAACAACCAAGUGUUCUCUUUUAUUAUUCCAAAUCCAGCGAUAAACCUCCAGGAAAAGGAUCCAAUGAAACACUAGGCCACAACAAGCAAGAUUACUUUUCGGAAUUGGCUGCCAUCAAGAAUUGGAGAAGAGUACUCUCCAAUUUCCAUAUUGGACCUUUCAUAUAUGAUGGAAAAACCUAUCGAACAGCAGAACACUGUUUUCAAGCUCAUAAAAUUGCACUCGUUUCUAAAACACUUGCCCACACGUUUUGCAUGGAAAGUAAAAGUAAGCUUUCCAGAGGUGAUGGAGAGGAUGCAAGAAAACAACGUAAAGCAGCAAUUUUAGAUGAAAAUCAAUUAAAACAAUGGAAUCGAAUGAAACAUGAAAUCAUGCAAGAAAUUCUAUAUUGUAAAUUUUCACAAAACGAGGAUGCAAAGAAGGUAUUAUUGGCCACACGAGAUGCUGAAUUAUGGCAUGGCACGAGAGGUGUUCCAAAGUCGAGACAAUUCGAUCUGGAAAAGGUGAGAGAGCGAAUUUUGAAGGAGAAUUUGGCAUUAUCAUCAUCAACGUCGUCUUCUUCGGAUUUGGCACAACAAAGCAAUUCUGUUGAAUCUGUGUUGCCAUGCGACAAUGAAAUUGAACAAAAUGAAGCAUCAUCAACAGUUCAAACAAGUGACGACGACACAAGCGAGGAAAAAAAGUCUGGCAGUACCUGGAGAAGAUCACAAACCCAACACAAUGAAUCCACCUCGAAGAAGAAACGCAAAAACGAAGAUGCCUUUGAUCGUUCCUCCUCUUCAUCACGAACAAGCACGAUAGAACCCUCGACCAAAACUAGAAAACGAAAAUAG
Molecule: messenger RNA, 903 nt
Organism: Naegleria fowleri
Lineage: Eukaryota; Heterolobosea; Eutetramitea; Acrasida; Naegleriidae
Exons: 1
Coding region: 1-903 (300 amino acids)
Source: RefSeq, a predicted model, not a curated record